CAUAGAAGAAAGGCUGUAGAUAAAUGACAUAUGUGUUGCAUUAACUGUGAGCUCUCAAACCAUGACCAACCAACCAGGGCAGGAGGCAGGUUGAGGCUGUGGGAGGGACUGAUAAGUCGGCUACAUGUACUUGGAUUGAAGAGAGAGGAAGAGGGACGGAGAGAGAGAGAGAGAGAGACAGCGAGCGAGUGACCGACUGACCAAGCGACCACCGACCCAGUGAGAGAGUGAGUGAGAAAGACAGAGUGUGAGAGAGACGGAAGGUCCGUGUGAUGCACACGCAAGUAGAGGAAACAACUGUAAGAGAGGCCAAGACAUCUCCAGAAGUCUCCUAUCUUCCCUCGGAUCAAAUUUAUUCUUUGACAAACAGCCAUGAACAUCAAGGUCCUGGGAUUUCUAGCGGCCAUAUUAUCUGUUGGGAGACAAUCAUCCUGUGAUUGUCCAAUUAAUCAUCCACAGACCUCCAUCUGUGUAUCUCAAGUGGCCAUAAGAUGCAUAAUAACAAGUCCGAAGUUGACUUCACCAGAAAGAGACCUUUGGGGCAAUUUGGUUUAUUUCAAAGUCAGGCAACUAGUGAUCAUCAAAGGAGUCAAUCUCAUCCAAGAAGUUCAAGAAGUUUACACUGGGAGUAGACUUUCCUGUGGCUAUAACCCUGGAGACUAUUUUCAAAAUAGAGAAUUUUUGCUGUUUGGAAAGGUGCACAACAAAAACAGCAUCUUUCUCUAUCGAUGUUCCUUCCUGAAGCUCUGGAAAGAGUUGACUUGGUUCCAGCAAACUUCAAUAAUGGGCAACUACCAGUCAGGCUGUAACUGUGAGAUUUCUCUGUGCAUGAAAGGGAUGUGCUUUAACAGAACGGUCCCCCACGAGUGUCAGUUCACAGACGACGUCGUCCCUUGGACAGGACCAGGAAAGGAUCCCUAUUUCAGGCCACAAUAUGAAGGCAUGGUCUGCCGGAGGCAGUCCAAUGGCAGUUGCGGAUGGGACAGCAGGAUAACGCCGGUCCGGUCUUUUGAAUGGCGAUGAAUGAACAACAACAAAUGACAUUUACACAGCGCCUUUCACGUCGGGAGGACGUCCCAAGGUGCUGGAUCAGGCAUUUGGACCCGAGCUGAUGGUGAGUGGACGCCAGGGAGGAUGAGAGCGUGACCGAAGGUGCAGUCGAAGGGGGUCUCGAGACAGGUCUUGAAGAAGGCGAGUGAGACAAGGGGACUGCCCCCCCGGUUACCUCCCCUCUCUC
Molecule: messenger RNA, 1237 nt
Organism: Callorhinchus milii (elephant shark)
Lineage: Eukaryota; Metazoa; Chordata; Chondrichthyes; Chimaeriformes; Callorhinchidae
Product: metalloproteinase inhibitor 2-like
Exons: 6
Coding region: 373-1023 (216 amino acids)
Biological process (GO): negative regulation of endopeptidase activity; negative regulation of membrane protein ectodomain proteolysis
Cellular component (GO): extracellular matrix
Molecular function (GO): metalloendopeptidase inhibitor activity; protease binding
Source: RefSeq, a predicted model, not a curated record